AUGUACUUCACCAACGCCUUCAUCGCCGCUCUCGCCGCUCAGGCUUUCUCCCGUGACAGCCGCAUCAGCUCUUCCGGUGCUGGAAAGCUUGCAGCCUUGAUGGCUCUUGGUGCUACUCCAGGAAGCGCCCUGCCAAUCUUUACCACUAUUGAAGUCCGAGAGCCUCACCACCAGGGAGGCCAAAACAAACAGGGCCAGCAAGGUAACCAGGCGGCUCAGGCAAACCAGAACCAGAACGGUAACAACAACAACAAUGCCGCAAACAAUGCAGCAGCCAAUGCGGGAUGCAACGCCAAGCGGGACGAGGACGAACUUGUUGCUCGCCACCACCAGGGUGCCCAGGGUGCUCAGGGAGGCAACGCCAAUGCUAACGCCAACGCCAAUGCCAACAACUGCAACGGCGCCAAUGCCAAUGCUAACAACAACAACAACAACAACAACAACAACAAUAACAACAAGCGUGACCUCGAGACCAGGCAUCACCAGGGUGGCAAGAACAAGGCCAAGGGCAAGAACAACAAGCGAGACCUAGAGACCCGACACCAUCAGGGUGGAAAGAACAAGGCUAAGGGCAAGAACAACAAGCGAGACCUUGAGACUAGACAUCACCAGGGCGGACAGAACAAGAACGCUGCUGCUAAUGGGAACGCUGGUAACAACGGAGCCAACGCCAACAACAACGCCCAGAACAACGCUCAGAACAACGCUCAGAACAACGCCAACAACAACGCCAACAACAACGCUCAGAACAACAACAACAACCAGGCCAAUGCCCAGGCCAACAACGCUGGCUGCAACGGCAAGCGCGAUUUGGAGGCUCGACACCACCAAGGAGGACAGAACAAAGGUGCCAAUGCUGCUGCUGCCAACGGUUGCAACAACUAA
This is a messenger RNA of Fusarium graminearum PH-1, 885 nucleotides long. RefSeq lists its product as uncharacterized. The coding region runs from base 1 to 885 and encodes 294 amino acids. NCBI's taxonomy places the organism in Eukaryota, Fungi, Ascomycota, Sordariomycetes, Hypocreales, Nectriaceae. The record is from RefSeq and is a predicted model, not a curated record. The transcript is spliced from 3 exons.